AUGUCGCCGUUGAUCCAGUCAUCACAUACACAAACUCGAUCUUACAAUACUCGCAAAUCACCACGACUCCAUCAGCAACAGCUAGAAAGAACAGAAGAAGCACGCACGUUAGAAAGAAUGUUCACACGAGAGUGGAAGAUUGGUGAUGUGUAUGCUCCCCACGAUCUGAGCGCAGCAGAAGCACGGAAAUGGAGGUCGAAAAGGGCUCCUGACAAGGACGUCUUUGAUGUGCUAUCCAUCAACCCCCUUGACCUAUACAAAAACUUCUCUGUCAUGUCCGAAUUCAUCACAGAUAUGGGCCGAAUUAAACCUCGAUCGUUAACAGGCUUACGGCGCGUCAACCAACGUCGAGUCGCCAAAGCUGUCAAGAGAGCAGUGGCCAUGGGCCUCAUGCCGAGUGUGUACAAACACCCAGAAAUCCUUAAGGAACAAAAUAGGAGGGAUAAGGAAAGCUUCCUAGCUCCUUCGUAA
Lithohypha guttulata is the source of this 471-nucleotide messenger RNA. RefSeq lists its product as uncharacterized. Lineage: Eukaryota; Fungi; Ascomycota; Eurotiomycetes; Chaetothyriales; Trichomeriaceae. The transcript has 2 exons. Gene Ontology annotation, biological process: mitochondrial translation. Gene Ontology annotation, cellular component: ribosome; mitochondrial small ribosomal subunit. The record is from RefSeq and is a predicted model, not a curated record. Bases 1 to 471 code for a protein of 156 amino acids. Gene Ontology annotation, molecular function: structural constituent of ribosome; small ribosomal subunit rRNA binding.